Molecule: messenger RNA, 741 nt
Organism: Penicillium subrubescens
Lineage: Eukaryota; Fungi; Ascomycota; Eurotiomycetes; Eurotiales; Aspergillaceae
Exons: 1
Coding region: 1-741 (246 amino acids)
Source: RefSeq, a predicted model, not a curated record
AUGAAGGUUACUCGCCAUGCUCUGCUUGCCGGACUGCUCUAUGCGGCCUUGGGUGUCGCGUUACCAUUUCAGAUCGUUUUGACCAGCGAUACCCCGACAAUUCGUUUCAAAGAUUCCAGUCUCCCGGCCAAGCGUCUUCCCGAACCCGUUCACGAGAAGCCAUCGUUCAAGCAGUACAUUGAGCAGGUGCGCGAAGCGGCACAGACGCCAGUUACUACUGCUACUGCUACCUUGGACAUCGAGUCCAGUACAUCCGAACAAAAACCAGGGCACGCGCAGUCCGAAUCUGAAUCUGAUACGGAACGCGACCGCGCAUUCCGCGAUCACUACGGUGCAGUCCUCGGUAAACUGGGCAAAUUCAUUUCCAACGAGGAUAUUUCCGACGCGCAACCGGCCAAAAAUGCCCAGGUCCAACACAACCAGGAUCAUCAUACUCCCACCUCCUCCUCUCGAACAAUCACAUAUCUCAAACCGGUCGAUCUGCUCGACAUUAUCGACAAGCAUGGCCCCGAGUGUGUCGCACUAGCCAUUUUCGUUCUCGUCCCUAUCGCCUAUUUCCUCCUCGAACUGCUCGAAUUAGCUAUCGGAUGCUGUGUUCAUGAGCGAUUUCCGCGUCGUGGUCGGGACCGGGUGAGAUUACUCGGUCCGGAGAGACAGAUACGUGCGUGGAGUAAUAGACAGCGGGAACAAUUCUUGGAGAGUGAGAAGCAUUGGUGGCAGGUGCGGAAGACGCGCUGUUGA